This is a messenger RNA of Hylaeus anthracinus, 1368 nucleotides long. Its product is annotated as UPF0605 protein CG18335-like. NCBI's taxonomy places the organism in Eukaryota, Metazoa, Arthropoda, Insecta, Hymenoptera, Colletidae. The transcript is spliced from 8 exons. The coding region runs from base 278 to 1213 and encodes 311 amino acids. The record is from RefSeq and is a predicted model, not a curated record.
UUGCUAUACUCGCGAUGAAGAAAUCAGUUCUGUUCCGUUAUUUACACCUGUUAAAUUGGUUUCGACGUACCUGAAAUGAACAGUAAAAAAGAAGUAUUCCAAAGCAAAUUUCACGCAUUACAUCUGGAGAAAUGUAGCAGAAGACUUUUCGACAGGAUGUCAAUAAAUUAAUGGUUAAAAGAAGGCAAUAGUCCCAUAUAAAAAAAAAAUAUUAAAUUCCAGUUAGUCUGGGUAGACUAUUUAGUUAAAUGAGCAUACUUUUUGGAAAAAUACCAUAAUGUCUGCGGGCGCGGAAUCGUUAGCCACGGCUGAACCCCACCUUAUCCCAGGGUACGCAGGAUAUUGUCCACAAUAUCGCUAUAGAUGCGGUGAAACGUACGGAAGUAUAACGCACAAAGUGCUUCUUGAUCCCACAGUGAAUCAUGCGGAAACGCUAAUUUUGUCGAAUCGGGUCACCGACGAUUACGAAGUUCAAAGGCCACCAAAAAAUGAUAUAGACGUAGUGAAUACCCGUUACAAACACACCGAUCCUAUAUUCGUUCAUCCUAUCAUGCCAGGAUACGAAGGUUUCACGCCAAGACUGAAUGCCAACAACGGGCAAAGGUACACUGUGCUAGCCACUGAGGGACUUGCCGAAUUCGAGAGACAACAGAUAAGAAAUAAAGCUGCUCUUAACGUACUUAAAAGAACAAUAGCUAUACAAAGUGGACACGGUGAACCGCGAAAUUUAGAAGAUCGUUUACUCAUUAAAAGUGAAUUCAAGUUACCUAUGCUCACCGUUCGGCCCGACCGCGUAGGCGUAAUGAGAAACUUAUUUUUGGACGAACAGCACGAAACACCUAGAGAUCACUCGCCAUCUCCAUAUUUCAUGGACAAUGCGAAUCCGAAGAAAUACUUUGUCAGCCGAUAUGCGGGUCAUAUACCGUACGGGUAUGCGCAUUUCGGGGCAUCGAACGUUCCCGCCACCAAUAGCGCGCUUUGUGACUUCACAUCCAACUAUCGAAAACGACAGAGCACGGAAUGGGCACCGGUAACAAUUUCGAGGCCUGACCCACCGCUGGCCAUCCAACCCACUAUGAUCUAUCACAAGCACGUUGGAAUGAUUCCAAAUUACCUUGGGCACGUGCCCGGAGAGACAUUCAGAUUUGGUAAAACCUUUGGAGCUGACACUAAAGAUGCAAAAAGAUGGCUUCGUGGUGACUUCUCGGCGUAGAAUAUAUCGUACAAUAUCCUAUACCUGGACUCAACAGUUUCGUCCAUUGUGUAACAAUUACUGUAAUAUUUUUGUGUAUAAAAAGCAGAAAUGAGAAAAGUAUAUACAGUGUUUAAUCAUAAUUAAUCUCUUAAGGAAUGCAUGGCACAAUAUGU